Closterium sp. Naga37s-1 is the source of this 8892-nucleotide messenger RNA. The record is from the annotation of a GenBank genome assembly. NCBI's taxonomy places the organism in Eukaryota, Viridiplantae, Streptophyta, Zygnematophyceae, Desmidiales, Closteriaceae.
AUGGAAAUUCUCCCGCCGUCAACUACCCGUCAGCCGGCUAUUCCGGGCCGGCCGGAGCAAUCAGAGGAGUACGCAUGGGUUCCAGGUCUAAUCGACGCGGCGACGAUCGAGAAGCUCGAGCGCGUAGGUAUGACAUGGGGCCCUCUGACCGGCCUCCCGUGGGGAGCUCCCAUCCCUCUGCUUCUCCUAACAGCCUUCUGCACCACUCUGCACCGAUACAACCCCAGGCGGAGGGAUUUCCCCGUGGGGGUAUCGUUCGGGUGGUACAUACUGCAGGCGGAAGACGCGGACGAUGAGCCGCCACCGGCGGACGCGCACAAGGGCGGGGGAGGGGGAGGGGGAGGCGGGGGAAGGGGGCACGGUGACGCUGGCGCUGUCGGCCACCGCCAGUCGCUUUUCUCCGAUAGUGAGGUCUCCGAUUCCGAGUUCGAGUCGUCGCGCCAGGCCACGCGGUUGUCCGCGAUCGGCGGCGGCGGCGGCGGGGCCGGAGGAGGAGGCGGAGCGGGAGGAGCGCUAGCAGCGGCGGCGCGCGCGGCGUACCAUUCAUCCGCAGGUCCGGGCGGGGGCGUGGGAGCAGGCAAGGGGGGAACCAUACCGCAGGGAAUGCGGCCAGGUGGACUAGCCACAGGACUCCUUUCCACCAUGGUUGGCGCAAUGGCUGGGGGAGGGGCAAAACCCGUAGCAGCAGGCGCAGGAGCGGCGGGAGCAGCUUCCGCGAAGCCUGCGGGGGGCGGGUUGCUGCGGCUGUGGCAGGGGGGGAAGCUGUACGACGCGCCGCCGUCGGGGCAAGAUCUUAGGGUUAGCUGGCGCGCCAACGGGCUGUUUCACGACACUAUAUCGGACGCGAUGAGCUCUAUAACGAGUUUUUCCGCCGUAGGAGAGGAGGACGAGGAUCAACUACUGGUGGUGAACGUAGAAAUGGAUAACUUACCCGCGCGCGCCCCGCAAGCGGACAACCUACUCCCCCCUUCCGCGCUCCCCCCGGCUGCUGCGCCCCCAGGCGCGGUUCCGCGGCAGGGCAGUCUGGGGGCGGCGGGUCUGCCGUCCAUGGGGCUGGCGAAGCAGCACAGCCUCAGAUCGGACCCGGGAACCGUGGCAGCGGCAGGCGCAUCCGGGGCAGGCGCAUCGGGGGCGGGUGUAUCUGGGGGAGGUGCAUCCGGGGCGGGGCGUUCCGACAGGGACGUGACUUUGCUUGAGAUGCUGGCCCACGUGGGAUCGCGGUUGUUUGAAGCCGUGGGGAGCGCGGAGGAGGGAGGAGGCGCAUCGGGGGUGGGUCACAGCGGUGGGUUGGAUAACCCUACGAGAGACCACAGCGGGAGUUUGGCACGGUCGUUAGGUGGGGGGGCGGGGGAGGGGCGGAGUGUGCGGGCGGGGGGGAGGGGCGUGUCCGGGGAUGGCAUGUCUGAUGUGGAUAGGGAGAGCGUGGGGCGGGGGACGGCUAGAUCAGCGUCAACAGCAAGGAGUAGGGUGGCUGCUGCCAGUGCAGCUGCAGUUGCGAAAGGGUUUCCGGCCUUUUUCAAGUAUUUUGCGUAUGGGAUUGAUAGGCAGACGAUUGAAGAGGAAGGGGAGGAUAUACCGUCGUGCGGGCUGGCAGGGUUGUUUGUCCCCGGGUCAAAAAAGAAAGCGGUGCUGAUUCGGUGGCGGUAUGAUGUGUCUAAGUACGAUGAAUCUACGGUUGCAAGGCUGAGCGCGAAUUUUUGUUUUUUGGUGGAGAGGAUUGCAUCUCUGCCGUCGAUCAAGGCGCUGCCGAUUUAUUACCUGCCCGUGCUGACCGACGCGGAAAGGGAGCAGCUAGAGGACAAAUUUUCCGGGCGGCUGGUGCCGCAUGCGUUUUGGCAUGAGGAGGAAGAAGGGAGGAAGAUUCUGCUGGAUGUUGGGGGGUAUAGGGAUGGGAGGGGGGUGGGGAGAGGCGGCAGGGAUAAGUUGAGGGAGAAGGAUAGGCUAAGGAGGAAGAAGAAGCAAGAGGAGGGGAAGGGAGAGGGUGUGGAAGGUGGUGGGGAGAGGGGCGGAGAUGGGGUGAUUGUUGGAGCAGCCUCGUCCGCCGCCCAGUCUCAGGUGGGUUCUAGCGCCAGAGGGGGGACAGCAGGCGGAGCAAGGGCAGGCGGAGGCGGAGGCUCAGGGGGAGGGGGAGGAGCGGGGGGAGCAGGGGCAGCGGGCAGUGUGGUAACAUCAGGAUUUGACACGGUGACAAAUCUGUCAGAUGCGGCGCCAGGGAGUGUGGGCAGGGGGGCGAGGAGCAGGGGCCGGGGGUUGAAUGUGCGCGAUCGCACCCUGGUGGAUCUGUUUGAACGGCAGGUGAAGGUUAACCCCGCUGCCACUGCACUGCUGCUGCUGCACCGGGGGAGAGGGCGCGGGGGCGCGGGCGGAGGGGGGUCAUGGGGAGGUGGAGCGGGAGGAGGGGGAGCGUGGGGGGCUGGAGGAGGAGGGGAAAGAGGAGCGGGAGCGGGAGUAGCAGGAGGAGGAGGAGGAGGAGGAGGAGGAGGAGGAGGAGGAGGAGGAGGAGGAGGAGGAGGAGGAGGAGGAGGAGGAGGAGGAGGGGUGGAAGGGACGAAGGUGGUGGUGAGGGAAGCGGUUUCGUACGUGCAGCUGCAUGCGCGUGCCCUGCUGAUCGCGAGGUUCGUUGCCAAGAAGCUUCCUCGCCCUGCUCUCAUCCCGGCGUCGCACCGGGGUAGCAGCCACAGCACCCCUGCCGCCACCCCCAAGGCCGCCUCCUCUGCUGCUGCCGCGGCUGCUGCUGCUGCUGCUACGGCCGCUGCUGCUACGGCCGCUGCUGCUGCUGCUGCGGCUGCUGCCAACGGCACGGGUGUUUCUGUCGGUUCCCCAACCGUUUCAGCAACACCAGCAGCAGGAGGAGGAGGGGCAGGAGCAGGGGCGAACAUAGCGGCAGCGGCAGCAGCAGCAGUGGGGGCAAGCCGGGCGAGACCAGAGGUGCAGCUAGUGGGGGUGUGCAUGGAGAGAGGGGUGGAUUGGGUAGCAGCUAUUCUCGGGAUUAUGAUGGCUGGACGGGCGUAUGUGCCUCUGGAUCCCUCCCUGCCUCUUGGCAAGCUGGAGGAGAUUGUGGAGGAGUCCGGGAUCAUGCUCGUGCUCACGUCGCGCCACCUGGCGGACGCGCUGAUGUGGAUGACGCCCCGCUCUCCACGUGGCGCGGCCGCCACGUCAUCGUCAAGUCCGCGAGUGGCCAAUCAGGCAGGGCCAGAGGAGGUAGGCCAGAGGCAGGAUCAGGAGCAGGAUCAGCAGCAGCAGGAGCGGCGGCGGCGGCAUCAUCUGUUGAAACACAAGCGGGCUGGCAGCUCGGGAAGCUCAGGGAAGGCGGAUUCAAGAGGAGAGGCCGGUGUGAGCGACAGUAGAAUCAGCAUCAGCAGCGAUCGGAGGACUGGAGUGGCGAUUUUCUUCCCCAGCAGCAGCAGCAUGGGUGCCGCUGACAGCAAUCACAGCAGUGGUGUUUCAGGCGAGGGGCGUUGGGCGAGGGCGCUGCCUGUGUGGGCGGUAGAGGAGGUGAUCGAAGGGGAGGUGGAGGAGGAGAGGGCGGAGCGAGCGUUGCUGGGCGACUGGGGGCCUGGAGAUGAAGGGAUGACUGCCGCUACUGCUGCGGCGGCUGUAGCGGCUGCUACAGCGGCGGUGGCCGCUACAGCGGGAGCGGCCCCACCAGUGGAUGUGAGAGCGCAGAUCUCCCCCGCCCACCUGCCCGCGCACCUCUUUGAGCUGUUCACAGCAUUUGAUGUCGGCGCCGCUGCUGCCAUCUGCCCCUCGCCCCUCGAACCCCAUUCGCCGCACAGCUCUGCUCCUUAUAACGAAUCUGCUUUUAGCGGAGCAGGAGGAGCAGGAGCAGGAGGAGCAGGGGCUCUUACUGCUGCUGCUGCUGCUGCUCAUGAGUCUGCUGUGGUUCACGCACAGGCAUGUGCGGAACUUUCCUCAGAAGCUUCUCUCCUGGGUGUUUCUGGGCUGCUCACACUGCCAAGUGUCGCGAUGUGGUUGGAGCCCCGGUCGCUCCCGAGCCUGCGCUGGGUGGCCUUCUCAGGCGAGCCCGUACCUAGAGCUCUGGUUUGGCGCUGGCUUCGGGCCGGACGUGUGGUGGUAGAUAUUUACGGGGCUGUCGAGUGUUCCCUGGCCGCCACGUGUGCAGUCUGGCGGCCUGGCGACAGGGUGGCAGAUACAAUCGGCCGGCCACUGCCAGGUGUCCACGUGUACAUUCUCGGGCCAAACCUCGAGCUCCUCCCGAUCGGUGCGGGCGGCGAGGUGUGCAUUGCAGGGAUACACGUGGCGAGAGGGUAUUGGAAGAGGCACGGGGAGACGCGGCAGAGGUUCGUGAGCAACCCGUACGGCAUGGGCGUUCACGACUGGAAGCUGUUUCGAACAGGAGACCGAGGGAGGUGGUUACCAGACGGGUGUGUGCAGUUUCUGGGGAGAUUAGAGCAGCAGGUGUAUAUCCGAGGGUUGAGUGUGGAGCCGGUGCAGAUAGAGGAAGCGGGGUGUAAGGUGGAUGGGGUGGCGCGCUGUGUAGUGGCGUUCAGGGCGCAUGACCCUGGGAGACAGCCGUAUCUCGCUGCCUAUCUGCUGCUUAAGCCGUCGCUCGCAGCGGCUGCUGCUGCUGUGGCGGCUGCAGGAGAGGCAGGGGUGGGGGGAGGGGAUGGGGGGGAAGCAGGGGCGGGGGCAGGGGCGGGGAAAGGGGCGGGGAAAGGCGGGGGGAAAGGGAUGCAGACUCCAGCUCAGCAGCUACUGGCGUCACAGCAAUUGGCAGCAGUGAUACCCAAGAAGGUCCGAGAGUAUUUCAGAUCCGCCCUCCCUCCUCACGCUGUUCCCUCAGCUAUCCACGUGAUUCACCACCUCCCUUGGACCAAGACGGGCAAGGCCGACCGCUCCCGCCUCCCUCUGCCGCCCGCGGACUCCUUUUUUGUCUCUUGUGAUGAGGACGGGUCUGUGGGCGGCACGGGGUUGGGAGCGGGCAGCGGGGAUCCGUUAGAGACGGCGGAGGAGCGGGCAGUUGCGGUGAUAUUUGCUGAGGUGCUGCCCGGAGUCGAGGCGGGCAGGUUGCGGAGAAAUUCAAACUUUUUUGAGCUGGGAGGGAAUUUGUUUCUGGCAGCACAGGUGGUCGCGAGGUUGGUUGAUUCUAUCGAGAGUUCUGUUAAGGAGGGUGGGAGCAAUGGGGGGGAUGGCGGCAGUGCUGCUGCUGCUGCUGCUGCUGCCGCUGUGGCUGCUGGUGGUAGGGUGCAAGGAAAAGGAGGUGGAAAAGGGGAGGGGGGAGGAAAGGGCGGGAAAAGAGGGGGCAAAGGCAGCAGUGGGAGCGUGGGUUCAGCUCACGCUGGGGAAGCAGCAGCAGCAGGUGUAGCGGGAGGAACGAGGGCAGAGUAUUACCGCGCAGGGCUGACGUUGAGAGACAUGUUCAGUGCGCCCACUGUCAUGGGUCUUGCUGCUGCCCUGCACCGCGCUGCUACUGCCGCUGCCGCUUCUGCUGCGGCUGCGGCUGCUGGUACUGGUUCUGGUGGUGGGGGCGGACUGGGCUUGAGUUUGGAUGAAGGGUCGGAAGACAGUGAUGGGGAGGAGGAGGGGCAGGCAGGCUCGGGGGAGAGGUUGCUGCGCCUGGCACCCUUCCCUUCAGCCGCUGCUGCUGCUGGCUCUGCGAGUGCUGCUGCUAGUGGUGCUGGUUCUGCAGCUGGUGGGGCAAGUGAGGGGGAUCGGGCGGGCAGAGUGGUGGGGGUGGCGCUGUCAGAGGCGCAGGUGCUGCUGUGGGUGGCGUACCAUGCUUUGCCGCACCCGCAGCUGCUGGACGAGUGCCAUGUGUGGCGCCUGCAGGUGAGUGAGACGAGUGCCAUGCCAUGCGUGUGCCAUGCGUGUGCCAUGCGUGUGCCAUGCGUGUGCCACGUGUGUGCCACGUGUGUGCCACGUGUGUGCCAUGCGUGUGCCAUGCGUGUGCCAUGCGUGUGCCAUGUGUGUGCCAUGCGUGUGCCAUGCGUGUGCCAUGCGUGUGCCAUGCGUGUGCCAUGCGUGUGCCAUGCUUGUGCCAUUGGUGGUGUGAAACGACCUCUAUACCCUCGCCCCAUUGCUUCAAAUUCUGCUCCCCUCCCUUCCCCUUCUGUCACCCCCUCUCCUCUCUACCUUCCCUCCAACCCUUCCUCUCCAACCCUUCCUCUCCAACCCUUCCUCUCCAACCCUUCCUCUCCAACCCUUCCUCUCCAACCCUUCCUCUCCAACCCUUCCUCUCCAACCCUUCCUCUCCAACCCUUCCUCUCCAACCCUUCCUCUCCAACCCUUCCUCUCCAACCCUUCCUCUCCAACCCUUCCUCUCCAACCCUUCCUCUCCAACCCUUCCUCUCCAACCCUUCCUCUCCAACCCUUCCUCUCCAACCCUUCCUCUCCAACCCUUCCUCUCCAACCCUUCCUCUCCAACCCUUCCUCUCCAAUCACACAGGGCCCGGUCAACUUCCCUCGCCUGCAGCGCUGCGCUCGCGCUUCGUCGUCUGGCACAACAGCAAGCACAAGCCAAAGUCAUUGCUCGUAUUCCCCCGUCCACCUUUCCACUCCAAUCACACAGGGCCCGGUCAACUUCCCUCGCCUGCAGCACUCACUGCAAGCACUGGUGCAGAGAGUGUGUUGGAGUGUGUCACGCAGAUCCACACCCACCCCACACAUGGCCCUCCUUUUAAGCUCGCUCUGGUGGAUAUUUCCGGCGCAAAGUACUCCAAACGAAACAAGCUUAUAGCGGGGAUAAUCGCGGAGGCGAGACGGCCAUUUUGCCUGAGGACGCCGGAGGAGGUAGCAGUUCAGCUGGUUGUGGGAGGGAGUGGGGCGGAUGGGGAAAGUGGAGGCAGUGGGGGUGGCAUGGGGGGGAUGGGACACUCUCUCGUGCUCGUGUGGAACCCUCUCAUCUUCGACGGCGUGUCCUCAUCACUGUUCUACUCCGACCUCCUCCAGGUUUACAAGGCGGGCGGCUCGGCGGCCGACCUCCCCGCAGUCGCCAGCUACGCGGAUUUCGCCGUGUGGGAAAAGGACAAUCUGGCGAGUGCCGGGCACAAGGAGUGGGACCUGGGGUUCUGGAAACAAGCGGUGGGUGUACCUCCCCCAAAACUACCUCCCCAGCUGCAACCCAAGCACUCCGUCGCGAUCGCCGUCCCGGUCGCUAGGAGACAAAUCCUGCCGCUCCAGUCGGUGAUCGGGCGGUUUUCAGAUGUGCUACCCGUGGUGACGGAUAUGAGGAAGCAUCUGAGCCCUCCAUUGGUGGUGGCUGGACGGCUGAGAUCGUUUACUUCGUCGAUCAGCCGAGCAUCAUCGUGUGUCUCGUCUCGAUGCGUUUCCCCUUCUACUUCCCACCAGUAUUCCGCGCUCUCUCCUCGCCUCUCUGCUUCCACUGCCGCUGCUGGAGCUGGUGGGCCAGUUUCGGGCUUCCGACCCUCCAGCCAUGGAGGCCGGAGCUCCGGAAAGGGAGAGGGGGAUAGGCCAGGGUCGGCAGGGGGAAGGGGAGCAGGAGGGGGAGUGGAGGGAGGCGGUGGGGGGUACUGCAGUAGUGGGGACGACAGGGAAGACGGGGCAGCUUCGACAGCGGAGAGAAUAGGUGCUGCUGGUGGUGGUGCCGCUAGUUGCUUACGCCCAGGAAUGCAUGGGAGGAAAGGGGAUGGAAGGAGGGGAGGAGCGGGAGCGGGAGGAGGGGGAGGCGGAGGUGGGACGGGCGGGGGAGCGGGGAGGAAGUUAUGUCUGCCCAGCGAGGUGCAUGCCAUUGGGGAUGGGGAUUCCCCUCCCCUGCCCUCCCCUCGCUCCUCCCCUGCUCCUGCUGCUGUAUCGGCUGUGGCUGCUGGGACUGGUGUGGCUGGUGUGACUGGUGCUCCUGCUGAUGCUGCUGCUGCUCUGAGACAAAUCGCGGCUGCUGAUGUUGAUGGGUCGAAGCAGGGGCAUCAGGGGCAGGAGUUUGUUCAGGGGAGUGGGGGUGUGGGAGUUGGCACUGACGUGCUUUCACUCGCUGCGGCUGCUGUUGCUGCAGGGAAGGGGGGGAGGCGUGGGGAGGAGAGUCGGCCUGGUGGGGGGAGUGGGUACGAGAGCACACGCUGCAGCCGCUGCCGCACCAGUCCAUAUCCCUUGAGAAUUAACGCUCUUUUCUUUCAUUCUCCUUUCCUCACCCCCCUCAACCCCCCCUCCCCCACCCACCAGGUGCGAGAGCACACGCUGCAAGCCCUGCAGCACCAGUCCAUCUCGCUCCGUCUGCUCGCCUCUGCACUGCACCCCACCGCUCCCGACCCCUUCACCUCCCCCUUCGCCCUCGCAUCCUUCGCCCUCACGCACCCUGGCACCGAUUCUCCACCGAACCUCCUCCCCCUAGAAGACUCCCUAGUGGGGGACCUAGACCUAGAAGCCUCUUCUGCUGCUGCUGCUGCUGGGUUUGGUGCCGCUGGUGCUACUGGUGCUGGUGCUGCUUUCGAUGGUGGUGCUGCUGGUGGUUUUGGUGGUGCGAUCGGUGGGGUGGGCGGUGGGGUGGGUGGAGGGGCGGAGUUUGGAGGGAGUGUGGGCGGCGGUGGGUGGGGCGGCGAGGUGGCGCUGUUUCCCUUGGGAUUGUCGCUGCGGCCGCUGAGAGACGGGCGGCUGGCCGGGCGGCUGACUUACCAGGUGGAUGCAGUGCCUAGGAGCAUCGCAGAGGUGCUAGCGAGGCAGAUAGAGCGGCUGGCAGAGGCAGCAGUGGAGUCACCUCGGCCCUUGCUGCUGGAUGAACCCUCUGCCAGGGCGCUGAAGCAGGCGCGGAGGCGCGGGGGCGGGGGGGAUGGGGGGAAAGGGGGUGGCGGAGGGGGUGGGGGAGGGGGAGGGGGAAUGGUGGGGCCGAUUGGGUGCAUGCCGUUGUGUAUAGGCCGGGAUAGGCGGGUGUUAGUGAGGCAAGGGUCUUCAGAUUCGGAUGAGUCUGAUGUGAGCGUUUGA